This is a messenger RNA of Platichthys flesus (European flounder), 5450 nucleotides long. Its product is annotated as rho-associated protein kinase 2-like. The transcript has 34 exons. Gene Ontology annotation, biological process: smooth muscle contraction; Rho protein signal transduction; regulation of actin cytoskeleton organization. Bases 306 to 4811 code for a protein of 1501 amino acids. Gene Ontology annotation, molecular function: ATP binding; Rho-dependent protein serine/threonine kinase activity; small GTPase binding. The record is from RefSeq and is a predicted model, not a curated record. NCBI's taxonomy places the organism in Eukaryota, Metazoa, Chordata, Actinopteri, Pleuronectiformes, Pleuronectidae. Gene Ontology annotation, cellular component: cytoskeleton; cytoplasm; centrosome.
GACACGUUGAGCUGAGAUCAGGUUGUUUCUGAACCUGGAAACCGACGAGACGCACCUGAGAGAGAAACGCGUCCGAGAGAACAGAGAAGAACAGAACAGAACAGAACAGGAGAGAAAAGAACAGAAGAAGGAGGGAGAGUGCUCGGGUUCCGCUGAGACAUUAAUGAAACAGCGUAUGAAUUAUUAACUUGACCAACUCAGAGGAGCGGGCAUGACACACUGAGCGGCUCGAACUCGGGCCCACCGGUUCUUAUUGUGUGUCUGUGUAUGUGAGCGGCUUUGAUCCGCUGUGAUCUGCUGUGAUCAUGCCGGGAGCGGAGAGCAGGCUGGAGAGCCGGAUCCACAAGCUCGAGUCCCUCAUGAGGAGCCCGCAGGCGGCUCUGAACCUGGAGACCCUGCUGGAUUCUGUGAAGGCCCUGUCCAAUGAUCUGAAUUAUCCUGCUCUGAGGAAAAACAAAAAUAUCGACGCGUUUCUUAAUCGAUAUGAAAAGGCCGUGAGUCAGCUGCAGGAGGUGCAGGUGAAGCUCGACGACUUCAAAAAAGUGAAGUUGAUCGGGAGAGGAGCGUUCGGGGAAGUGCAGCUGGUCCGACACAAGGCCUCGCAGAAGGUCUACGCCAUGAAGCAGCUCAACAAAUUUGAGAUGAUCAAGCGGUCGGACUCUGCGUUCUUCUGGGAGGAGAGGCACAUCAUGGCCUUUUCCAACAGCCCCUGGGUGGUUCAGCUGUGCUGCGCUUUCCAGGACGACCGUCACCUCUACAUGGUGAUGGAGUUCAUGCCUGGAGGCGACUUGGUGACGCUCACCAUGAACUAUGACAUGCCAGAGAAGUGGGCUCGCUUCUACACGGCCGAAGUGGUGCUGGCGCUGGACACCAUCCACUCCAUGGGCUUCAUCCACCGGGACGUCAAGCCCGACAACAUGCUGCUGGACCAGCACGGACACCUCAAGCUGGCCGACUUCGGCACAUGCAUGAAGAUGGACUCGACGGGCAUGGUGCACUGCGACACAGCUGUGGGCACGCCGGACUACAUCUCCCCCGAGGUGCUCCAGUCCCAGGGGGGCGACGGUUACUACGGCCGGGAGUGUGACUGGUGGUCUGUCGGAGUAUUUAUAUACGAGCUGUUUGUUGGUGAAACUCCCUUCUAUGCCGAGUCGUUGGUGGGAACUUAUGGGAAGAUCAUGAACCACAAGAACACGCUGGUCUUCCCGGUUGAUGUGGAGAUGUCUCAGGAUGCCAGGGACCUGAUCUGUGCCUUCCUCACUGACAGGACGGUUCGUCUCGGCCGCACCGGAGUGGAUGACAUCCAACGCCACCCCUUCUUCAAGAACGACCAGUGGACCUUCGACAACAUCCGAGAGACUGUGGCUCCAGUUGUGCCGGAGCUGAGCAGUGACAUCGACACCACCAACUUCGACGACAUCGAGGAGGAUAAAGGAGAUGCUGAGACCUUUCCUCCUCCCAAAGCCUUCGUGGGCAACCAGCUUCCGUUCAUCGGCUUCACGUACUUCAAGGAGGACCAGCUGCUAAGGGGAAGCAACAGCCACUCGGCGGAGGACAUCCAGGACUGCAAGGAAAACUCUGAGGAUAAGGAGAAUUGCUCGGACAGUAAGAAAGAGCUUCAGAAAAAGCUUCAUCAGCUGGAGGAGCAGCUCGACAAUGAGAUGCAGGCCAAAGAUGAGCUGGACCACAAGUGCAAAAAUGCUACCAACCGUUUAGACAAGCUGGUCAAAGACUUAGAUAAAGAGAUGAACAGCCGGCAGGCAGUCGAGGCCUCGCUGAGGCAGCUGGAGAGAGAGCGAGCCCUGCUGCAGCACCAGAGCGCCGACAACCUGCGCAAGGUGGAGAUUGAGACGGACAGAAAACGCGGCCUGGAGAAUGAAUUGAACAACCUGAGGGACCAGCUAGAAGAUCUCAGGAAGAGGAACCAGAACUCCCAGAUAUCCAGUGAGAAGAACAUCCAGCUGCAGAAACAGCUGGAGGAGGCCCAGGCUGUGCUUCAGACCGAGCAGGAGGCGGCGGCGCGGCUGAAGAGGAGUCAGGCUGAAGUGCAGAAACAGGCCCAGAGCCUGGAGGUUAGCCUCGGGGAGAUGCAGGAGAAGUGCAGCCAGCUGGAAAACAGCAAGAUGGAGCUGGAGAAGCAGCUGAUGGGGCUGCAGGCCGAGCUGGAGAAAGAGAAAAGAGACCACAACCUCAGGACUGAAACCAUCACUGACCUACAGGGACGGAUCUCUGGGCUGGAAGAAGAGGUGAAGGAGUUGAAGUCAUCCCUCUCCGUGGUCCAGUCCGAGAAGAAGCAGCUCCACGAGAAGCUCAACGAUCUCGAGAGGGAAAAGAGCAACCAAGAGAUCGACCUGACGUUCAAGCUGAAGCAGCUGCAGCAGACUCUGGAGCAGGAGGAGGCCGAACACAAGGCCACCAAGGCCAAACUCGCCGAUAAGAGCACCAUCUAUCAGUCCAUCGAGGAGGCGAAGUCUGAGGCCAUGAAAGAGGUGGAGAGCACGCUGGUCGAGGAGCGAAGUCUGAAGCUGCAGGUGGAGAGCAAACUGAUGCAGCUGGAGAAGGACCACUCCAUGUUGGACUGUGACUACAAGCAGGCGCAGCACAAUCUGCAAGAGCUGAAGGCCCAGAAGGAGAAACUCUCUGAGGAGGUGAAGAGCUUGAGCUCACGUCUGGAGCAGGAGAUCCACAAGCGCAGUCUGAGCGAGAAAGAAGUGAAGAUGCAGAACCAGCAGGUGUCGGUGCUCCGCUCCUCAGAGAAGCAGCUCAAACAGGAGGUCAACCACCUGCUGGACGUCAAGCAGAUCCUGGAGAAACAGAACCAGGACCACCGCAGGGAGAAGCAGGAGGCCGACAACCAGCGGAAGGAUCUGAAGGACCAGUUGGAGGCAGAGCAAUAUUUCACAACCCUUUACAAGACGCAGAUCCGAGAGCUGAAGGACGAGUGUAACGAGAGAAAUAAGAUGGUUAAACAGGCUCAGCAGCGGCUGGCAGAAUAUCAGGAGGAGAGGGAUUCGAUGACGUCCCAGCUGGAGGCCAGUUUGACCAAGGCCGACUCGGAGCAGCUGGCUCGCUCCAUCGCUGAGGAGCAGUACUCCGACCUGGAGAAGGAGAAGAUCAUGAAGGAGCUCGAGAUAAAAGACAUGAUGGCGAGACACAAGCAGGAGCUCAGCGACAAGGAGGCCACCAUCAGCUCGCUGGAAGAGUCCAAUCGCACGCUGACGGUGGACGUAGCGAACCUGGCCAGUGAGAAAGAGGAGCUCAACAACCAGCUGAAGAGAAUGCAGCAGCAUCUGCAGCAAUCCAAGGAGGAGGAGAAGCAGAUGUCCUUGGUCAAAGUGUCCUUUGAAAAGCUGCUGCAGAAUGAAAGGACACUAAAAAUUCAGGCUAUCAAUAAGCUGGCGGAGGUCAUGAACAGAAGACAGACGAUGCGCGGAGGCGGCCGCAGCAUCGACACCGAGGUGCACAGGAAGGAGAAGGAGAACAGGAGGCUGCAGCUGGAGCUGAGGACGGAGAAGGAGAAGCUCAACAGCACCAUCAUCAGAUACCAGAGGGAGAUGACGGACAUGCAGGCGAUGAUCGCGGAGGAGAACCAGGUGCGUCUGGAGCUUCAGAUGGCGUUGGACAGUAAGGACAGCGACAUCGAGCAGCUGCGCUGUCAGAUCACCUCCCUCAGCGUUCACUCGCUCGACUCCACCAGCAUCAGCAGUGGUAACGACCUGGACGGGGGCGACGGGUAUCCAGUGCGCAUUACUCACUCUCAAACGUCUGAGUCCAUGUCCUUCACAUACCAGCGCACACACAAAUCUGUCUGCAUCGACACCCGGCCUAACCUCCGCUCGGCUCGUCCUCUCUUUGACUCCUCUGACUCGGAGGAUGAAGAGGAAUAUGAGCAGUUGGAGCCGGGCCGCCGGCCCCUGGCCCUCACCUACGACCAGGCCCCUGAGCCUCACUCCGCAGCUACAGACUCCAGGCUGGAGGGUUGGAUCUCACUUCCCACCAAGAACACAAAGCGGUUUGGCUGGGACAAGAAAUUUGUGGUGGUGAGCAGUAAAAAGAUCCUGUUCUACAACAGCGAGCAGGACCGAGAGCUGGCCAACCCGUUCAUGACCCUGGAAAUCGACAAACUGUUCCACGUCCGACCUGUCACUCAGACUGAUGUGUAUCGUGCAGAUGCCAAAGAAAUUCCAAGAAUAUUCCAGAUCCUGUAUGCCAACGAGGGGGAGAGCAAACGGGAGCAGGAGGUCGCGGUGGAGGCCGGUGACCGCCCGUCCUACAUCAGCCACAAGGGCCACGAGUUCAUCCUCACGCUCUAUCACUUCCCGUCCAGCUGCGAGGCGUGUGCUCGGCCGCUGUGGCACGUCUUCAAGCCCCCGCCCGCCCUGGAGUGCCGCCGCUGCCACACCAAGUGCCACAAAGACCACCUGGACAGGAAGGAGGAGGUCAUCGUGCCGUGCAAGGUGAACUAUGACAUGUCCACUGCCAAAGAGCUGCUCCUGCUGAGCAACUCGCAGGAUGAGCAGCAGCGCUGGGUCGGUCACCUCCUCAAACGCAUCCCGAGGAAACACCCGACCCUGAGCCCUCCCUCUGCCGUGCACAGCAGCCCUCCGGAAGCCACCUCGCGCUCCUCUCCGCGGAACUCACCGCGGCCGUCGCCCAGGGGCUCGCCUCACCUGGGGUCCCACCGCGGAGCCAUUAAGGUCCAGCCCAGCAGACAGCAGCAGUCGUCAGGGAAGACCAGAUUGCUUGAGUUUGGCCUGAGAGAUUGGAAUUGGUCGUUGGAUGAUGAUGAUGAUGAUGAUAUGUUCCUCUGAAGAAGAGGGGGGACAGAGGUUAACCCCGGCUGAUCAAAGAUUGACUGAAGACUGAGAAAUGAAUAAAAAAAUGCAAAUCGUGAGAGAGGAGACAUUCACAGCGACCGGCCGUCGUCAUGAGAACUGUGACCGUUUGUCAUUUUAACCAGAGGAAAAAACCAGCGUCAUCUAUUUGGUGCCGUGUUACAGUGAGACUUCACCAGAAGAAGAAGUGAAUAGAGAACAGCCUUGUUUUAUCAUAAUCAUGACCUAAAUAAAUAUUAUUCUGUCAGAUGCAGUGGCUGACGUGAAUUUGUAAUUGUCACAUGUCAGGCAUGUGUGUGUGUGUGUGUGUGUGUGUGUGUGAUCAUUUGUAAAUAGGAUGAAGAGUCUGUGUAGCUCAUAGUGUGUGAUUGUUUUAUUUGUAUGGAUAUAGCUGCAGCACGUUACACAACACAUGCUUGUGCUGUAGAUGUAUGACUACAGUUUUUGCAGAAUGGAAGAUUUUACAUCAUUGUGACUCUUCAAUUUCUUGGACACACAAUAAGACACUAAAUGGGUCCCAUUGAGACAUAAAGAUGAAAUAAUGUGAACUGAACAGAAACGAUGUGCCUUCUUAACACCCAUGACAAAUUCAAAUAAACUCUGUUACUCUGAAAA